AUGGAAGGCCCCUUUGCAUGCCAUGGCACCCUGAUACACUCUCGGUCGCCAUCCGAGGUUGAAGUCCUCGACGAUACGCUCAUCAUAGUCGAUGACAAGGGCAAGAUAAGCCACAUCUACCCACAAUUCCAGCCCAAAGACGGCCAAAGCCUGGAGGACAGCAUUGGCCAGUUAAUCAGCCAACCUGUUGCUGGCAUUCCUGUCAUUCGCUUGGAGUCUCCCAGCCAAUUCCUGGUUCCGUCCUUCAUCGACACCCAUGUCCACGCACCGCAGUUCUCCAUGCGCGGCCUCGGCCAGGGUCUCCAUAUCCUGGACUGGCUGGACCAGAUCACGUUCCCGCACGAGGCCAAAUUCCGCGAUAUCGACUACGCGCGGCACGUCUACUCACGAUGUGUCGAGAUGGGCCUCCGCCAGGGCGUGACCACCGCGUGCUACUUUGGCAGUCUGCACACGCCCGCGACCAAGAUCCUCGUCGACGUGUGUCUUGAAAAGGGUCAGCGGGCGUUCGUGGGGAAGACGUGCAUGGAUAACCCGCAGACCAACCCGGCGUAUUACAGAGAAGACACCACGGACGUGGUGGCCGGAACGAGAGACGUGAUCCAGCACUGUCGAGCCGUGGACGCGCAAGGCGAUAAUGUCCGACCGAUCCUAACGCCGCGGUUUGCAUUAAGCUGCACGCCAGAAUCACUGACCGAGCUGGGCAAACUGGCCAGGGAGCACGAGCACGUCUACGGCGAGGGCCAGGGGAUCCCCAACCAAACGCACUUCUGCGAAGCGCAGCAAGAAAUCGACGCCACGUUGAACCAAUACCGCGACUUCAGCUGCGAAGCCGACCUGUACGCGCACUUCGGCUUAUUCGACCACAACUCGGUGCUCGCACACUGUACGCUGCUCAGCGAGGAGGACCAAUCCAGAAUCAAGCAACAGAACUGUGGGAUAGCGCACUGUCCGGCCUCGAAUACGACCGUCGGCGGGGGAUUCAUGGCCGCCCCGAUUCGUAAACUGCUGUCAGACGGGGUCACCAAGAUCGGCCUGGGCACCGAUUCGGGAGGUGGGUUCUCGUGCAGCAUCAUGGACGCCAUGCGGCUUGCACUGAUCGUGGGCAACGCACGGGAGAUGCUGUCCGCCGGCAAGGAGGAGAGGCUGAAGCUGGAAGAGAUCUUCUACAUGGCCACGCUGGGCGGCGCCAAGGUGCUGCGUAUGGAGGACCGCGUCGGCUCGUUCGAUGUAGGGAAACAGUUCGAUGCGCUUUUGGUGGACAUGAGCGAUCCUUCCUACGACAGGGGCUCUGGCGGUUUCGAAGGCAUGCACACCAUGAUGGACGGCGAGGACCGGAACGCCGAGGGGAUCAGGCGGGUAUGGGAGAAAUGGGUCAUGUCUGGGGACGACAGGAACCUGAGGAAAGUCUGGGUUGGUGGGAAAGUCAAGAAAGACAUGUUUUAG
Molecule: messenger RNA, 1443 nt
Organism: Fonsecaea multimorphosa CBS 102226
Lineage: Eukaryota; Fungi; Ascomycota; Eurotiomycetes; Chaetothyriales; Herpotrichiellaceae
Exons: 1
Coding region: 1-1443 (480 amino acids)
Biological process (GO): guanine metabolic process
Cellular component (GO): cytosol
Molecular function (GO): zinc ion binding; guanine deaminase activity
Source: RefSeq, a predicted model, not a curated record